CUAAAGACAAGGCAGUCGUCAAGAAAGGGAGUUUGACCAAGAGCCUGUGGUGUCCGUCGGCUGCCAUCCAUGGCAGGGGAGGCCAAGAAGCUCUUCUUCGCAUCCGAGGUUACUCUCCACGCCUCCAGGAAGGACUGCUGGGUCGUCAUCGGCGGCAAGGUGUAUGAUGUGACCAAGUUCUUGGAGGACCACCCUGGGGGAGAGGAUGUGCUUCUCCAUGCAUCAGCCGCCCCAUGCCCCGUCCAGGCCCGGGCUCACCCCUGCUGCGCCAUCUGCCGAGCUCGACCCUGCGCGCUGGCCGAGGCCGCUGCCGCGCCGACCACCACGCUGGGCGAGAUCGCGCUAGGUGAGGUCGUGCUGGGCGAUGUCAUGCUGGACAGGGCGCCUCGUCUGCAUCAUAGCCCAUGGACACACCGACCAUGGAAAAGCUGUAUCGUUGUCCUGGUGUUUCAUGAGCAUUACGUGAGCAAUAAGAGUUGUUUGCAUCCUACAAGUUGCAAAUACUAGCUUCAUGCUGCCUCUGGGGAUGCCACGGAAGCAUUCGAAGAGGUGGGACACAGCACUUCAGCCGUCAGCAUGAUGGACAGCUACUUGAUUGGAAGCAUCAAGGACUAUGUUCGUCCGAGUGCAUCGAAGGCCACAGAUCCUUGGAGCGCUGAUGUUCUACCAAAUUCCAGGACGAUGCAAGGGAACAAAGUCACUCCUAAUCCAAAUACCUUCCUGGACUUUCUUCUCCCAUUGUUUGUGCUUGGCCUGGCAUUUGCAGCUUGGUAUUACCUAACCUUCAUCUCCAAGAACCAUUAAAUACAGUGAAGCUGGGAAUUAUUUCUCACUAUUAUACUGUUAGGGUUAUAUCAGAGAAAACAUUAAAAGAAGGCAAACCUUGUAUUAUGGUAUUUUGCACUUGAAGGUUGCUAGCUAGGGUUUCCUUGGAUGUCCUUUCUUACAUGUAACAGGCAUGUCAGUACGCAGAUGUAUGAAUGAAACAAUUUAUCCUUAUUUUUCCAAUUUGUGCUUC
Messenger RNA from Zea mays, 1018 nucleotides. RefSeq lists its product as uncharacterized. The transcript is spliced from 4 exons. The record is from RefSeq and is marked provisional. Gene Ontology annotation, cellular component: membrane; intracellular membrane-bounded organelle. NCBI's taxonomy places the organism in Eukaryota, Viridiplantae, Streptophyta, Magnoliopsida, Poales, Poaceae. Bases 70 to 507 code for a protein of 145 amino acids. Gene Ontology annotation, molecular function: heme binding.